This is a messenger RNA of Chrysochloris asiatica (Cape golden mole), 2166 nucleotides long. It is a transcript of the gene STIP1, whose product is annotated as stress-induced phosphoprotein 1. Lineage: Eukaryota; Metazoa; Chordata; Mammalia; Afrosoricida; Chrysochloridae. The transcript has 14 exons. The record is from RefSeq and is a predicted model, not a curated record. Gene Ontology annotation, molecular function: Hsp90 protein binding. The coding region runs from base 135 to 1766 and encodes 543 amino acids.
CUCUACCAGUAAGCAGGCGAGGAGGGGGCGGGAGCUGGGGGUCCCGGCAGCUUCUAGUAGGUUCCAGAAGGCGGCGCGUGCGGUUGGGAACGCGGAGCGGACGGGAUCGAUUCAACGGGGUUCCGGGCCGGGCUAUGGAGCAGGUAAACGAGCUGAAAGAGAAGGGCAACAAGGCCCUGAGCGCCGGGAACAUAGAUGACGCGCUACAGUGCUACUCCGAAGCCAUCAAGUUAGAUCCCCAGAACCAUGUGCUCUACAGCAAUCGGUCUGCGGCCUACGCCAAGAAAGGAGACUACCAGAAGGCUUAUGAGGACGGCUGCAAAACUGUGGACUUAAAGCCUGACUGGGGCAAGGGCUAUUCUCGAAAAGCAGCUGCCCUGGAAUUCUUAAAUCGCUUUGAGGAGGCCAAGCGAACCUAUGAGGAGGGUUUGAAACAUGAAGCAAAUAACACUCAGCUCAAGGAGGGUUUACAGAAUAUGGAGGCCCGCCUAGCAGAGAGGAAAUUCAUGAACCCUUUCAACAUGCCCAACCUGUACCAGAAACUAGAGGGUGAUCCCCGGACAAGGGCACUGCUCAGCGAUCCUUCCUACCGGGACCUGAUCGAGCAACUCCGAAACAAGCCUUCUGACCUUGGCACAAAACUACAAGAUCCACGGAUCAUGACCACGCUCAGUGUCCUUCUUGGAGUUGACCUGGGAAGUAUGGAUGAAGAGGAAGAAGUUGCAACACCUCCUCCACCCCCUCCUCCGAAAAAGGAAACUAAACCAGAGCCGAUGGAAGAAGAUCUUCCAGAGAAUAAGAAACAGGCCCUGAAAGAAAAAGAGCUGGGGAACGGUGCCUACAAGAAGAAAGACUUUGACGUGGCCCUGAAGCAUUAUGACAGAGCCAAGGACCUGGACCCCACCAACAUGACUUACAUUACCAAUCAAGCAGCGGUGUACUUCGAAAAGGGUGACUACAACAAAUGCCGGGAGCUCUGUGAGAAGGCCAUCGAAGUGGGGAGAGAAAACCGAGAAGAUUAUCGACAGAUUGCCAAAGCAUACGCACGAAUUGGCAACUCCUACUUCAAAGAAGAAAAGUACAAAGAUGCUAUCCAUUUCUAUAAUAAAUCUCUGGCAGAACACCGGACCCCGGAUGUGCUCAAGAAAUGCCAGCAGGCAGAGAAAAUCCUAAAGGAGCAGGAACGGCUGGCCUACAUAAACCCUGACCUGGCUCUGGAGGAAAAGAACAAAGGCAACGAAUGUUUCCAGAAAGGGGACUACCCCCAGGCCAUGAAGCAUUACACAGAAGCCAUCAAGCGGAACCCACGUGAUGCCAAACUGUACAGCAAUCGAGCUGCUUGUUACACCAAGCUCCUGGAGUUUCAGCUGGCGCUGAAGGACUGUGAGGAGUGUAUCCAGCUAGAGCCAACUUUCAUCAAGGGCUAUACGCGGAAAGCGGCUGCCCUCGAGGCCAUGAAGGACUACACGAAAGCCAUGGAUGUCUACCAGAAGGCCCUAGACCUGGACUCCAACUGUAAGGAAGCGGCAGACGGUUACCAACGCUGCAUGAUGUCCCAGUACAACCGGCAUGACAGCCCGGAGGAUGUCAAGAGACGAGCCAUGGCUGACCCCGAGGUGCAGCAGAUUAUGAGUGACCCCGCCAUGCGGCUCAUCCUGGAGCAAAUGCAGAAGGACCCCCAGGCGCUCAGCGAACACCUGAAGAAUCCCGUAAUAGCUCAGAAAAUCCAGAAGCUGAUGGAUGUGGGUCUGAUUGCAAUUCGGUGAUGACUUGCGCAGCCCCCUUUCCCUUCACCCCACGAGGAAAGGAGCUGGGAGCGCGGCAAGCAGCGGAGCAAGAAGGGAGAGAAGGGGAAGCCAGCGCCGGUCCCUAUAUAUUUAUGCCUACCGACACGAAGGAUGAGAGACUCUGCCAGCUGCCGCCUUGGCCCUCCCAGCACGCGCAUGGUCUCCUCACUGCUGCCCUCGGUUCCAUGUACCCGCCCCAGCCCUCCAUCACUGUUUCGGCUGCUCUCCCAUAGUUGGUUAUUUUUUAUUUGGGACAGUUGGGCAUGUGUGGGGAGGGGAGGGUGUUCUUCCCAUCCUCAGGUCCCAACUGUCUUCACAUUGUUAAGUCCACGUCUGUCUCCAUCAAUAAAACAAGCCAGUCAGGCGUGGUUACCUGUUG